Messenger RNA from Closterium sp. NIES-65, 639 nucleotides. The record is from the annotation of a GenBank genome assembly. Lineage: Eukaryota; Viridiplantae; Streptophyta; Zygnematophyceae; Desmidiales; Closteriaceae.
AUGGCGAAAAUGAACGAGCUAGUGAUAGCAGGGAUGAAUUUCACGUGCGUGCUGGCGGCCGUGGCGGAGUAUCAGAUGCCCGAGAAGGAAUGCCUCCUCAAUCUGCUGGCCAAGGCGCUGGGCUACGGCAUCAUUCUUGGAUCCACGAUUCUGAAGCUCCCGCAGAUUCUCGUGAUCAUCCGCAGCAACAGCAUCGAGGGCCUGAGUGUACCGUCGUUUGAAAUCGAGUGUAUUGGCUACACUGUCUCUGUGGGGUACUGCCUCUUUAAGAAGGUCCCCUUUACUGCAUAUGGCGAGCUGUUCUUUCUCCUCCUACAGUCGCUCAUCCUCAUGUUCCUAAUCUACUCGCAUCUGCCCAACCAGGCAGCCACCACAUGGAUCAAAGUGGGCAUUGCUGUUCUCACGCCACUCCCUGCACCCACUUCUCUCCCCCUCUCCCCCCUUUCUCCUGCUUUUAAACAGCUACUCCGCCAUGCUACCAGUGCUCUUCUUUUCUCAGGGGCGAGGAGUGCACAGCACACCCCGACACCACCUCUCUUCCCCCUUUCGUCCCUCCCAUUGACACCCUCCCCCCACCCCGCCCUCUUCUCCCCACCAGCUACUCCGCCAUGGUACCAGUGCUCUUCUCAGGGGCGAUGA